UCCUGAGGUUAAGAGGAAUAAAGAAAGAUAUAAUUAGACUUUUCUGUCCCUUAAAUUCAACUUGUAUAGCUGAAUGUUUGUGACUUAUUACAGAGUCUGUAACUUAAAAAUCCUUCUUAUGACCACAAGCCAAAUGGGAGAAGGCAAACUACCUCACCUUUUCAACAAACAGGGAGGAGCGAAAGGCCAGGAAUAUUCUACAUUAAAACCUACCCGACUGUGACAGUCCUGCCAAAGAGAAACUUUAAUGAAUUUCAGAAUUUCUUUUUUUGGUUAACCUGAGUGCUUCUUUUACUUUUAUCAGAUUCCAAAUGAGAGUAUACAUUUUUCUCUGUUUGAUGUGCUGGGCAAGAUCUGAGAAUAAAGGACCAUGCCUUGAAUUCUCUCAGCUAAGUGUAAAGGAUUCCUUCAAAGAUCUGUUUAUUCCCAAAAUGGAGGUAAUUCUGAUAUUGUAUACAAGGAACAACCCAAAUUGUGCAGAGCCACUGUUUCAGCAGGACAACUCACUUAAUGUUCAUUUCAACACAAGCAAGAAAACAGUCUGGCUUAUUCAUGGAUACAGACCAAUGGGCUCCACUCCAUCGUGGCUUCAGAAAUUUGUAAGGAUUUUGUUGAACCAAGACAAUGUGAAUAUAAUUAUAGUAGACUGGAACCGAGGUGCUACAACUUUUCUUUACAAUAGAGCAGUUAAAAAUACCAGAAAAGUUGCUGUGAGUUUGAGUAGGUACAUUCAUAAUCUUUUGAAGCAUGGAGCGUCUCUUGAUAAUUUUCACUUCAUAGGUGUGAGCUUAGGGGCUCAUAUUAGUGGAUUUGUUGGAAAGAUAUUUCAAGGUCAAAUUGGAAGAAUAACAGGUCUUGACCCAGCUGGGCCACAAUUCUCUGGAAAACCGUCAAAUGGCAGAUUAGAUUACACUGAUGCAAAUUUUGUGGAUGUCAUCCAUACUGAUACCAAUGGUUUAGGCAUUAAAGAACCCUUGGGACAUAUAGAUUUUUUUCCAAAUGGAGGAAAAAGGCAACCUGGCUGUCCUAAAUCCAUUUUUUCAGGACUUGAAUUUAUUAAAUGUGACCACCAGAGAGCAGUUUACUUGUUCAUGGCAGCUUUGGAAACAGGCUGCAAUUUUAUUUCACUUCCUUGUUAUUCAUACAAACAUUACAAGACUGGUUUGUGCGUGGAUUGUGACAACUUUAAGGAAAAAUCAUGUCCUAAACUAGGUUAUCAAACUGAGCUAUGGAAAGAUGAUUUAAAAGAAAGAAUAGAAAACAGAUCUCUCAGGACGACUGUGUUUUUGGAUACUACUGACACAAAUCCUUUCUGUACCUAUUACUUUGUCCUCAGUAUAAUUGUUCUGGAUAAAACUAUGAAGGAUGGCUAUGUUACAUUUAAAUUAUUAAAUCAGCUUGGAAUGGUCGAAGAGCCAAGGCUCUAUGAGAAGAACAAGUCAUUUUAUAAACUUCAGGAAUUCAAGAUUCUUGCUCAAUUUUUAAAUGAUGUUGUAAAUAUUUCAAGCAUUGGUUUGACUUAUUUUCAAAGCUCAAAUCAGCAAUGUUCCACAUGCAAAUACACUAUUCAGCGUCUCAUGUUAACAUCACUGACAUAUCCAGAAAGACUACCACUUUGCACCUAUAAUUUUGUACUUAAAGAAAGCGAAGAAAUAUUUCUCAGCCCAAUCAUAUGCACACCAAAUGAAAUAUAAAAUACCUUCUUCCAUCAAAUGUAACAACUUGUUUGUAAAUUAAAGAACUUGUAAAUGGGAACAAUGCAAUCAGUAUUUUUUUAGAAUGCAUUGUUCAAUCUGGAAUUC
Molecule: messenger RNA, 1802 nt
Organism: Vicugna pacos (alpaca)
Lineage: Eukaryota; Metazoa; Chordata; Mammalia; Artiodactyla; Camelidae
Gene: LIPI
Product: lipase I
Biological process (GO): lipid catabolic process
Molecular function (GO): glycerophospholipase activity
Source: RefSeq, a predicted model, not a curated record